CCGUCUCUUUUCUCUGUGAACGGGGCCUUGUCUGAGCCGAGGGUUCGCUGAGGCGGGGCCCUGUGGCCCCGGGGCUGAGCCCGGGCAGCGGGGGCGCGGUGGCCGAGUCCCUGGCGGCUGCGGAGUGUGGAGCGUUUCAGGGGAGGGGGUCGCAGGCCGUGGUCUAGCACGCAGGUGGAUAGGAGCAGUGCCCCACCGAGGCCGUCAGUCUGCUUUCACUUUUCCUUUGCGCAGAACAAUGGAUGACGAGGGAAAAAGCUAUGUUUCUGCAGAAGUAUCUGAUAUGCUGGAAUCAGUUUCUUUUCUGAACAUAGAGGGUAAACCCUCACCUAUGGAGUCAACAGUACUGCCUGAUACAGAAGAACAGGAGGCAUAUCAGCCUUUGAAAGUCUUCUUGCGAGUGAGACCCUUUUCUGUAGCAGAGCUUGAAAAUCAUGAAUCGCAGGGUUGUAUAACUAUUGAAGAUUGCCAGACAGUAAUCCUUAGUGCACCCAAAGAGUCCUCUGCAGUGAAAAACAGUGAAAGAGGAAUUGGUCAUUCUGUGCACAGGUUCACCUUUUCUCAGGUCUUUGGACCAGAAACUACUCAGAGUGAAUUUUUUGAAGGCUCAAUGAAAGAGAUAGUAAGAGCAUAUGUUAACGGAGUGAAUGGACUUGUGUUUACUUAUGGGGUUACAAAUGCGGGCAAGACAUUCACUAUCCAAGGGACUUCAAAAGAUGUUGGUAUUUUACCUCGUUCAGUUGAUGUGAUUUUUAACCACAUAAGGGGAAGGCAGUACCUGAAGAUGAACUUCAAGCCAUAUUUGAGCACUGCUGUUAAGAAACUAGAAGAAGCACAAGCUAAGCAAGAAGAAGCCAUAAAAAGUGCUGUUCUUGCAUCACUGAAAGAGGAGACAGAAAGCAUCUCAAAUACUAUUACAAAUAUGUGUGGUGUGGAGUCGACUUCUUCCAACUGUACUUUGAAAAGUCUUCCUUCUGAUUCUCUAGCAGAGAACAACUUUGUUCCACUUGACAUAUAUAGGACUAAAAUGCACCAAAGAAUGCAAGCAUCUGUGUGGAUUUCCUUUUGUGAAAUUUAUAAUGAAUAUGUGUAUGACCUAUUAAAUGUAUUAUCUGCAUCAAAAGCUCAGAAGCGCAGAGUCUUAAGAAUUUGUGAGGAUCAAGGAGGAAAUUCAUAUAUUAAAGACUUAAAGUGGAUUAACGUUCAGAGUGCUGAAGAAGCCUGCAAAAUACUAAAAAUAGGAAACAAGAACCGAAGCUUUGCUUGUACUAGAAUGAAUGAGCAAUCAAGUAGGAGUCACAGUAUCUUUUCAAUCAGGCUACUACGACUAACUGAUGAGCCUCAGCCACAUGUUCUUGGAGUUUCAGAGUUGUCUUUCUGUGACUUGGCUGGAUCAGAGAGGUGUAAUAAAACACAAGCCUUUGGAGACAGACUAAAAGAAGCAGGAAAUAUUAAUAAUUCUCUUCAUAUCCUAGGAAAAUGCAUUGCAGCAUUGAAGCAAAAUCAAAAUCCAAAGAUGAAGCCAAGCUAUAUUCCAUUCAGAGAGAGCAAACUGACUCGUCUGUUUCAGCCAUUCUUUUGUGGAAAAGGCAAAGCUUGUAUAAUUGUCAAUGUUAAUCAGCAUGCUUCCACAUAUGAUGAAACACUACAUGUAAUGAAAUUUUCAGCUGUAGCCAAACAGGUAAUUCAGCCAAUCCUACCCAAAAACUUUGAUUAUUUUCCACCCAAGCUAGCUGGAGGCAACAGCAAACCUGCUGUGCACUUUGAUGCUAACAUAGCUGUAGAUGACUUUCCUGACAGUACUGAAACCUCCACAGAAGAGGAAGUGGACAUCACCAUUCUGAGUCAUGAGGAUCUCUUGAAAACUACAGAGAACCUAAAGGAGAAGCUAGUUGCAGAAAGGCAAAGUAAACUCCUUCUGGAGGUGAAGAUACGUAAAGAGAUGGCGGAAGCGAUGUUUCGACAGCUGUUGGAAACAGAGGAAGCCUGGAGCAACCGCUUGGAAGAUAUGAAAGACAGUUAUGAAGAAAAACUGGAGAGCAAAUUUGAAAUGUAUAAAGAGGCCAUUAAGAAACAUGCCUAUGUGUGUGCAAUGGAACAAAUUGAAGAUCAUUAUGUUCCCAUAGAAGAAUUUCUAGCUGAACAAGAGAAAGUUGAGGACAGAGAGAAUAAAAUACUGCAACUGGAAAGACAACUUGACGAACAGUCAGGGAGGCUGUUGGCUCUGGGAAGUCCAAAUCCAGAUAUACUGACUACUGAAAAUAACAUGGAACUAGAUCUUAUGAACAAGACAAUGAAGAGAGCCAAUGAAGGAUUGCAGAAACAAUGCAAAGAGAAGGAAGAGCUUAUAAAAGCUCUGAAGCUUAAAAUACAGAAAUUAAAUGAAACCCUGCUAGAAGCUAAUGAAGGCUACAGAAAAAUGGCAGAAGAGAACAGUCAGCUGAAGCAUACAAUCAUGCUCAAGGAUCAAGAAAUGAAUAGUCUUCAGAACUGGGCUACACGUGUUCUUGAGCUUGAAGAAACAGUCUCUUCCCUGCAAAAAGAACUUGAGGAACGGAAAAAGCAUUUUUCUGUAGAGGAGCUAAAACAACAAAAAGCCAGGAAAGGUUUGUUGGCUAACCUGAAAUCCACAGUAGCAGCCACUGCUGGUACGCCUCUUGGCAAAGGCUGGGGGAAGCAUGAAGAUGCUUCGUCUGCUUCUAGAAAACAUGUACUGUGGGCUCAUAAAGCAAAAGAAUGACAUUGGAUUAAUCAAAGCUUGCAGUUACUGGGCUUCUUUAUCAGUCUUAAACUGUUGGUAGCUUUUUCUCACUCUCAGAUGCCAUCUUCACUGUCACGUUAACUAACAGAAAAAUGUUUAAUACAGAACUGUUUUAACUGAAUCAGGGUUGAAUUUAGUAUAUAUAAGUAUGUACUUUAUGUAAAAGUAUAGACUUAAAUUUGUGCUUUUAAUGUUGAUAUAGGGAUUUGAUUUGAGAAAGGUACGAUUUCAAUUCCUGAGUAACUGCUAUCAUGGUCUUCUGUACUUGUGUGUGAUUCACGUGAAGUGGGAUGUUCCUCAUCUGCUGCUUGUUACAUUUUAAAAUUAAGUAUUUAAUUUUCAUUGUUGAUUCCUAGAAAUCAGAUGGCUUGUAAACUUAAUCUUAAGUAGCUAAAAUAGUUUGGUUCUUCAGUUAAUAUUCUGGUUUUGACAUGGAAACUGCCAUCUUAGGACCAAACUGAGCGAAUUGCUAAACAUGAGGCCUCAUAGAAGAGGCAACAAAAUGAAGUCUUAUCUGGCUCGUUGCUAUUUUUCAGCAAACUUGGCUUUGUAAAGGAAUUUGCUUUAUUGUCAUGUGAAUUUCCACUAAGAAUAUGUAUUAAACUUUGCAAAAUCUAUUUAUAAUAAAGUUUUCCAUUGUGAACUUAAA
This is a messenger RNA of Columba livia (rock pigeon), 3410 nucleotides long. Its product is annotated as kinesin-like protein KIF20A. The record is from RefSeq and is a predicted model, not a curated record. NCBI's taxonomy places the organism in Eukaryota, Metazoa, Chordata, Aves, Columbiformes, Columbidae. Gene Ontology annotation, cellular component: kinesin complex; microtubule; nucleus. Gene Ontology annotation, biological process: microtubule-based movement. The transcript is spliced from 19 exons. Gene Ontology annotation, molecular function: ATP binding; microtubule motor activity; microtubule binding. Bases 239 to 2740 code for a protein of 833 amino acids.